Messenger RNA from Closterium sp. NIES-65, 1794 nucleotides. The record is from the annotation of a GenBank genome assembly. Lineage: Eukaryota; Viridiplantae; Streptophyta; Zygnematophyceae; Desmidiales; Closteriaceae.
AUGUGUGCUCAUUUUUUUGGGGAACCACUUGUCCAAUCCAGCGGCGACGCGUCAGCACCGGCCGACGAGUUCCGCGGCGCGGACGGGCGCGUGUACCACUCGCACGACGGGCUCGCGCCGCACUCGCACGAGCCGCUCGACAGCGCGGGGAGCUUCGCGCUGCGCGCGCCGCCCCUGCCGAACCGCGACCUGGCGGAGCGCGCGUUUACCCCCAUUGCUCUCUGCUGGCGCUAUAUCGCACCAUCAGAGACCAACUGUCCCUCCCCUCCCCUCUAUGCCCUCAACCAUUCCCCCAUUUCCCCAUCCGCCCCCAUUCCCCCAUUCCCUCUGACGCCCAUCCAUCUCUUUCCCUCUACGACGUUUUCCCCCAAUUUUUCUAUUUCUGGUAUUCCCUCUUUCCCUCGUUCCCCUUUCCCCUCUUUCCCUCGUUCCCUCUUUCCCGCUUUCCUCAUUCCCUCGUUCCCUCGUUCCCUCGUUCCCACUUUCCCUGUUUCCCUCACUUCCCUCAUUCCCACUUUCCCCCAAAACGGCUCUCGUGCUGGCUCUGUGCUGCACGCUAAAGGACAAGAAAGGCUUGGCAGCGGUUACCCGACAUCUUCACUCCCACUCAUCCCCCCUGCACUCCCAUCCCCCCUGCACUCCCAUCCCCCCUGCACUCCCAUCCCCCCUGCACUCCCAUUCCCCCUGCACUCCCAUCCCCCCUGCACUCCCAUCCCCCCUGCACUCCCAUCCCCCCUGCACUCCCAUCCCCCCUGCACUCCCAUUCCCCCUGCACUCCCAUCCCCCCUGCACUCCCAUCCCCCCUGCACUCCCAUCCCCCCUGCACUCCCAUUCCCCCUGCACUCCCAUUCCCCCUGCACUCCCAUUCCCCGCCCGCCCAUGCGCCUAAAGACUGCUCUCAUUCUCGCCCUGUGCCGCGUUCUUAAGUCGACUCUAAAACAGGCUCUGAGACCAGUGCAGCCUGGCAGGCAGGCAGCAGUCACCACGGCAUCUCCACCCUCCUGCUCCCCUGCAUCCCAACUGUUCCCUUGCACGAAGACUGCCCUCAUGCUCGCCCUCAUGCUCGCCCUCAUGCUCGCCCUCAUGCUCGCCCUCUGUCGCACGCUCAGAGACCAAGAGCAGUACAGCCUGGCAGCGGUGACCAACGACAUCUUCACGCAGGAGGACGGCGAGUUCCUGAUCAAGCACGCCGCCCUCUCGCCGCCCGGCCGCAUCCGGGCGGUGGAGACGGGCGGCUGUCCGCACGCCGCCAUCCGGGAGGAUAUCAGCAUCAACCUGGGGCCACUGGAGGAGCUUUCCUCUGAGUUUAAGGCGGAUAUGCUGCUGUGCGAGUCAGGCGGGGACAACCUAGCGGCCAACUUCAGCCGAGAGCUAGCAGACUACAUCAUCUACAUCAUUGACGUGUCGGGCGGGGAUAAGAUCCCCAGGAAGGGCGGCCCUGGCAUCACACAGGCAGACCUGCUGGUGGUGAACAAGACUGACCUGGCGCCUGCGAUCGGUGCUGACUUGGCGGUUAUGGAAACGGACGCGCUGCGCAUGCGGGAUGGGGGGCCCUUGGUGUUUGCACAGGAGGAUAGCUGCACGUGUAGCCUGGUGGUCUUGCAAGCGGGUGCGCUGCGCAUCAAAGAUGGCGGGCCUCUGGUGUUGGCACGGGUGGGUGGGGGACAGGAGGGGAAUGCAUGGAGGUGUGCAUGUGUGUGGAAAGGGGGUUGUGUGAGCCUUGCAGUUAUGGAAAGAGGUGCGCUGCGCAUCAAAGAUGGCGGGCCUCUGGUGUUGGCACGGGUGGGUGAUUAG